Molecule: messenger RNA, 1066 nt
Organism: Daldinia vernicosa
Lineage: Eukaryota; Fungi; Ascomycota; Sordariomycetes; Xylariales; Hypoxylaceae
Exons: 1
Coding region: 346-846 (166 amino acids)
Source: RefSeq, a predicted model, not a curated record
GCUGUUGAUGGCAGCUCCUUAAAUCGAUGCAACCUAGGUACGGGCCGAGAUAGCCUUUCAGCUGCUAGAGCUGUGUAGUUGACGAAUCAUCCGUGUUACCCCGGAAUUCAUCAUCGUGGGUAAUCAGGCACCCCCUGGUUACGCCGACGUCAUGUAGUAUGGCCCCAUACGUGAUUCGUGUCGCCUCAAGGUCCCCGCAUCACGAAUUCGGAUCACGAUGAGGAAGACAACUAUUUUGAAGUUAAGAUAUAUUUAGAGAUUAUUGCCUACCUAUCUUACAGUUUUCAUCUUUAGUUAAUUAUCUCAUAAACAUUAUACACCAUAACCAGACGGAAACCAAUCGUCAUGUAUGCGAAAUUUAUCUUCACCACCCUCGCCUUGGCAGGCAGUCUAGCAUCCGCAACCUAUGCCCCGGAACCUAUUAAGGUGGCGGAACGCAAUGUAAAACCACGCCAAACAUUAAAUCCGGGUGGCCCCGUUGAGUCUCUAAGCUCCGCAGCCGACCAGGGCACAACCGGCGUCCUGUCUAUUCAAACCGAUACUUCCCUUUCAACUCCCGCUCAAACCGACACGCCUGCUUCGCUCUCCAUUCAGACCGACACGUCCCUUCCCCCCACUAUUCAGACGGAUACAGUAAUCAGUAGCAUCACCAGUGUUGUCUCCCCUACGACUUCGGGAUCCGAUGCCCAAUCGUCCACAACAGACACUUCCGACGCAUCUUCAUCUGAGGAGUCUUCUAUUUCCACAUCCAGCUCUGAUGGGGGAGCGGCGUACCCGCAAGAGACGGGUUUCGCAUUAGCCGCAGCGGCGGCAGCGGGGCUCGUUGGUGUCGUGGCCGCAUUAUAACAAAUACAAUAAAAAUGAACUAUCAUGUACCAUACUCUAAUCCUAGAAUCACCUAAAGAUAUACACGUUCAUUAUAGUUUGGGCGAAAUAUGAUCAAGCAAAAUUGUCUAAGAUGGGGUAAAAUGUAAUGAGUACCUACGAUGAGAUAUGGAGGGUCAAUAUGAGUUUAUGUAUUAUUAUCAGGUAGCGUGUGAAGACUCGCAUACUUCAAGUUAUUAUU